AUGCUCACCCGACACGCCACGCGUGGCACGCUCUCAUUAACACGCUACAUACCCAUUGAGGUCGUAGAAACGGUGAUAGACGAACUCGGUGCACAGGAGGACCUCCGCGCUCUGUCGUUAUGCGCGCGCGUAUGCAGUACCUGGCUCCCCCGAAGCCGAUUCCACUUUUGGCGCAAGGUCUUGGUCACUAGUCGAAAAAAGCUCUGGGCGAUUCUUAGGGCGCUGGGGCACGCCGAGGACAUCAACCCGUUGGUACAGGUCCUUCGACUGCAGAGUCAGGAUUCCGGUUACGUGUCCCCGGCUUCGACGACUGGUGCUGACGACUCGUUCAUCUUGCUCGCCAUGGACGAGCUCCUCCGCCGCCUCCCCAACCUCAACACCUUGGAGAUCGUCGCACGGGACGAACAUCUGGACUUGACUUCCCCAGAUGUAUUGAUCAGCUUCUUCGAGUGUCAUUCUCUCAGGACGCUCGUUCUCGAAGAGUGCCGUAUCCCCUCUUCUGCGUGUUUGCAUCAAAUGCUCCGUUCAUUGCCUGCCCUACGGGAAGUGCGACUUUGCGAGGUGGAUUUCUGGGAAGGACCAGGAGAGACCCCUCUGGACUAUAGCAAUCUACGCUUGCAGAAACUCACUUUGCAUUCUUCCGCCAACCCGCCCCCAUUACUCGAGGGAAUCCUCAAUGGCAGCGCAACUACGCUGACAGACCUUGAUAUUAGCUGCCAGUCAUUGUUCGAAACAGGUACUGUCAUGGAUCUUCCGCGCCUCCUCCAUCUGAUGGUGAAGAUCGAUUUGGAUGACGAAGACAUCUUCCGGGAAUGGGAUCCCGAACAGUUACAUCCAACCAACAGCAGACUUCCACCGUCAUUACGCUCCUUGAACAUCACGCUACACAGCGGCGCUGUUUCUUGGUUCGGUGUCGAUCUCAAUGAGAGGCUCAAGCAAGAGAUCUCCGCCUUCACGCGACUAGUGCAAGAGCACGGCAUUCUCAGGACGAGCGGGAUCAAGUGCAUCUUGGAGGACGUGCACGAAAAUCUUCGCGACAGAUGGCUCGCAUCAUUGGAGAAAGUGUUCUCAGUCUUGCAUGCGCGGGAUAUGGCGACCUAUGGUCACAUCAGUCCUGCCAUACACAUGGCCUUCGCGGAGAAUAACCAGUGGGCGGCUAGCUAUGCGAAAUGGGGCUUCCCUGGAGCCGGCUCAGUGAUCAUCUGGGAUGUUACUUCCGGAAAACCAGCACUGGAGCAGUGGGACUACCCAGUCGCCCAGUUAAGUCGCGAAGAACCGCACCCACUCGUUUUCUCCCCUUCAAACACCCUCCUCGCGUAUUGCACACGCCAUCUCCAGAAGAUCUUCCGCUUGCAAGAGGCCGAAGAAGGCACAGGAACUCACCGCCGUCAGUGGCAAGAGCUGGGGGGUAUCGAUUUUAGAAGCCGGAUCGUCCGCGCCGCCGCAUGGACCCCGGACAGCAAACAGAUCGUCUUCCUGGUGGACGCUGGCGCCGUCGACAUUUGGGAUGCCGAGACUCUCACGCACACUCGCACACUCCUUUGCCCCUUCCCGUUUGUAGGCAACGACGAUGAGUUGAUCGGGGUCACCGCGGCAAGCCUCUCGGUGUCUGCCGACGGCCAGUUCGCUCUCUGCUACAUAGACAAGUCCUACAAUUUCGGACCCGUUCACAGCGAACACGUCUGCGUCUGGGACCUGGUUUCCUGCACGUGCUCUCUCCGCUUUCCCGCCCUCGCACAAGUCCGUUCCCCCGAGCAGGACCGUAUCAGCGAAGUUUCGUUCCGCCCCCCACUCGAGGACGCGGCAGACCCCCGCCCUGGCCACUGGGACGUGCUCGCGCACUCGGCCAACGGCAAACUAUUCCUCGACACCGCGGCGCAACACGUGGGCAACGACGGCGGCCCCUCAGUACCCCUCACCUCGCUGCUCGAAGGCUUACAUACGAUAGACAUGUCCCCAGAUGGGCGCUUCGCCAUCUGCAUUGGGCCGAGGGACGGGCACCCCGACUCGAGCGUGUACCGCAUCGUGGACACACGCACCAGAGAGACGGUCUUUGAGCCGUUCGAGACCGAAGAAAGCUGGCCGGCCCGCUUCUCGCCCAACGCCUCCGCGGUCGUGUUCUGCAUCGCUGGAAGGCGUAAUUCAACGCAAUGGGGGUACUUGAGUUUGCAGGACGGGAUCAUGUACGCGGUCCGGGUCCCGGAGGGGCAAGAGGUGCACGGAUUGGUGCUUUCGGAGGACGGGUCGUUGGUCGCGCGCUCGUGCUGGAGCGGCGCGAUGAUCUUUGAUCGAAUCUCCAAUGCAAUGCAGGCGGUGGAUCAAGGCUGA
Messenger RNA from Epithele typhae, 2328 nucleotides. RefSeq lists its product as uncharacterized. Lineage: Eukaryota; Fungi; Basidiomycota; Agaricomycetes; Polyporales; Epitheliaceae. The transcript is spliced from 5 exons. The coding region runs from base 1 to 2328 and encodes 775 amino acids. The record is from RefSeq and is a predicted model, not a curated record. Gene Ontology annotation, molecular function: protein binding.